Hypanus sabinus (Atlantic stingray) is the source of this 8754-nucleotide messenger RNA. RefSeq names its product organic solute transporter subunit alpha-like. Gene Ontology annotation, biological process: transport. Gene Ontology annotation, molecular function: transporter activity. The record is from RefSeq and is a predicted model, not a curated record. NCBI's taxonomy places the organism in Eukaryota, Metazoa, Chordata, Chondrichthyes, Myliobatiformes, Dasyatidae. The transcript is spliced from 7 exons. The coding region runs from base 224 to 1156 and encodes 310 amino acids.
UUAACUGCAGAAUUUUUAUUUGGUCUGCACAGUUCUGGGCGAGGAGGUUCCAGUGACCAAACUCUUGGAUAUGAGUAUUUCUAAAUGAAUACAACAAAGUAUCAGAAAAAAAUUAAUCUAGUUAUUGGGAAGAACUUGGAACGGUUCUCAACUACAACAAAAUAUUUAAUCCUGCCUGAACUCCUUGAUUAGCGAUUAAUUUGAAGCUUUACUUACAACAGUCAUGUCAAACUGCAGUCACAGCUUUCCGAGGUCUGAAGAUCAAAUCAAAGGUUUCACAGCUGGUGAUGUUGUUGUCACAGUAAUGCUUAAUAUAGUAGCAAUUGUCAUUUAUGCCAUCUUCAUUGAGCUAUGGAUCUAUUUGAACAAAAACAUUGUAAAUGAUGCAAUUAAAGAGAAGACCCUCCUAGUCCUUGGCUUAUUUCCAGUAACUACAAUUGCCUAUCAGCUGGGCAUAUUUGUUCCACGAGCUGGAACUUUGAUCGACUUUGUGGCAGCAGUCUAUACAAGUAUAUCUUUGUUUGGUUUCUUUCACCUUGCUAUAACUUACCUUGGUGGAGUAACUGAAGCUAUUGAUAAGCUGCAGUAUGUGGAGGCAUCUCUAAAUGUGGGCCCUUGUUGUUGUUGUUGCAUAUGUCUUCCAAAGGUUAAGAUAACCAGAAAAACUUACAGAAUCCUUCGAUUUGGCAUCUUACAGACAUUAAUUCUGCAACCAGUGCUUCAGUUUAUUUCUGCUGUUUUGUGGGCUGAUGGGAAAUAUGACAAUGGAGAGGUCAAUUCAACCAACCCUAUAUUCUACAUUAAGAUCCUGCUCAAUAUAUCUGCAUUAAUGUCCCUGUAUGUAUUUAAUCUGUUGCUGAAGACUGCAUUUGGAAUUGUAGAAGCAGGCUAUCAUCUUGUGGCUAAAUAUGUAAUCAUUAUUGUCUACAUCAUCCUCUGCAAUUUACAACCACUAAUCCUUAGCUGGCUUGCAACCUACAACAUCAUUCCCUGUGUCAGUUUGUAUUCCUCAAAAGGCAGAGCUUCACAAAUAGAUCACCAUCUGAAAAUCCUGGAAAUGUUUAUACUUCUUCUUGUAUCCAGAAAGUACUAUCGGAAACGCAUGCCAGAAGCUUCACCACUGUACUUUGAAAACCCACUUCACAAUAUGCCUUGAUUUGAUGCCAAUGGAUAAAUUAUGUUUAACACUGACUACUGAGUCAUCGGUUCAAAAACUGCAAUUUGAUUUAAUAAUCUAUAAUUUAGUAAGAUCUGACAUUUUUUCAUUGUGUUUUCAACAAUAAUUACAAGAAAAGUUUAUGUCUUGAAGGUAAGAAGACUUUGUUUCCUUUAACAUAAUUGAAAUGUGAUUUUCAGACUGCUGCCUUUCCCACUUAACUUAAUUCCCAUAACUAGUAAACAAAAGACAAAUGUUCCUCCAAUGCUAAGCUCAACCUUGCAUUUUAUUUGAGUUUCUGUCCCGUCUGUUCUCAAGCAUUCUACAAAUCUAUCUCGUUCAUAAGUCUUACCCUUGGCUUCCUCAAUUUUAUUCCCACUGGACAACUGACCACCAACUUUAAUCAAUAUGUUUAAUAUUCUCUAUCAUAAGGUUCUGUUUUUCUCUCCUUAAAUCUAUUGUUGUCAUCACUCUACCAUUGCAACCUACUGUUAAAUCACUUUCACAUGUUGUGGCCUCCCAAAAUCAUGUCCCUUUUAUAGAGCUCUCUGAGUUCUUAGCCUGGGCACAACAAUGCAUUUUUAAAUUUUAUUAUGUUAAUUAAACCACUCCUACAAUUUGGGAUGUAGUACUCAAUUUUAACCUGACCUAAAAUACUCAUUCUCAUGGCAAAAAGAAAAGUUGGGACAAUGCCCGUGGCAUGUUGGUUUCAAAUUGGGCAUUCCCUGUCUGAAAUGUUCCAUUGAUAGCAUCAUGGGUAACGACCUCGGGUGUGGUGAGGAAAUCAGCUGGUGCUGGUGGUGCCAAAAUAUGGGCACAUACGAGGCCAGAAACAAGCUUGUAAUUUAAUUCUUUUACUGUCAUUGUACCGUCUUUCUAAAAAGUAACAUUCAGCUUAAAAGUACCACUAUUUCUCUGUCCCUUUAAUCACAAGAGAUUGCUAUCUAUUCCUGCAGAUCCAUGACAUGGUCAUAAUAACGAGUAUCGAGCGUAUAAAUUUUGUCUGUAUUUAUUAGACUGCUUUAUAUUUAUUAACCACAGGGCUGCUGAAUUGGAUGAUAGGAUUAGGCUACACACAAAUCACUUAAAAUUAAAUCAGGUUUGAUUUUUAUUUUCACUAUCAUCUGCAGCUUCAAUUUUUUCUUCACUGUCAAGAACUCAUUUGCAUUAGAAUUAGUAAGGGCAUGGUACAAGAACUAACUGAAGAGCAGAAUCAUGAUAACUUUCACUCCACUAGCCUGUGUUGCACGACUGGAGUAUUCUAUGUACCACUGUUAAACUGUGACACCAGCAUCUUGACUCAUUUUCCCAACAUUCUCUAAUAAAGCCUCUUCUGAGCACAUGGCAACUACAUAAGUGUGGUCAUUACCUGAUUCUUUUAUUUUGUCUCUGUUGUAAUUUGCAUUCAUCCCUGGGUGAAUGUUUUACUGUGUUGUAGGUGGUUGAUAUAAUAGAGAACCGUAUGGCUCCAUGAGAGGACAAUCAUCAGCUUCAUAGCCAUAGACAGACUGAUUUUAAGAAAGCCUACCACCCCUUUGGGAAGAUUACAACUUUCUAUUUCAUAACAUUAUUAAUAUUAAUAAAUAAAGUAUUUUGAAUUCAUAUAAUUGUAAUAUUAAUUGUAAUUAACAGGAACAGAAUUAGGCCAUUUAGCCCACUGACUCUGCUCCGCCAUUCAAUCAUGGCUGAUUUUUUUUUCUAUCUCCUCCUCAAACCCAGUUCCCGUUCUUCUCCCCAUAACCUUUGAUGCCAUGUCCAAUCAAGAACCUAUCAAUCUCUGCCUUAAAUACACCAAUGGCUUGGCCUCCCCAGCUGCAUGUGGCAACAAAUUCCCCAAAUUCACCACCCUUUGGCUAAAGAACUCUGUUCUCAGCGCAUCUCUGUUUUGAAAGGGCACCCCUCUAUCCUGAGGCUGUGCCCUCUUGUCCUAGACUUCCCCAUCGUUUCCCCAUCAUUUCCACAUCUACUCUGUCUAGGCCUUUCAAUUUGGUAUCCAAUGAAGGUAUUGUUAGGAUUAAACACUAAAGAUAUUUUGCAACUUUUGUGGAACUCUGCAGCAGUAGGUACAGUUGGGGUGGUACAGUAGCACAGUGGGUCGUGUAACAUUAUUACAGCUACUACAGUGCCAGUGACGCGGGUCCACUUCUACUGGUGUCUGUAAGGAGUUUGUCCAUUCUCACUGUGAUUGCCUGGCUUUCCUCUGAGUGCAACUAUUUUCUUCAGCAUUCCAAAGAUUUACAGGUUAGUAGGUUUAUUGAUCACAUGGGUGUAAUGGGGUGGACAGGGUUUGUCGGGCCAAAAGGCCCUGUUACCAUGCUGCAAGUCUCCAAAUCUAGCUUAAAGAAUUUCACUUUCAUAUUCACAUGUAAUUUUAAUCUUUGGCUGGAAUUAAGUGUCCAGUUUUAUGGAAUCUUAAAGACUGAAUUUUUUCCUAAAGUUGUAGGUAACUGUCUUGACUUUUGUAGCAGAACAAUAUAGGUUAUAAAUAGAGUAAUUGAUGAACAGAACUACAGCAAUUGCUUCAUAUUUUCUGACAGUCAUUUUAUGUUGUAAUGGUAUGGAGCUCAUAUCGAAAUUUAAUGUGUAAGUCACUGCCACCUGGACUCUAUUGACAUGUUAGUCAUUAAGUUACUUUGUUAUAGUUAACUAAGGAUUUUUCUUAUCCACAAUGUUUUAUUAAAACUGGAAGAUCAUAUUUGAUUAUUAUCUAUUCAAUAAUAACAAUAGAUAGUAGGUGCAGGAGUAGGCCAUUCAGCCCUUCUAGCCAGCACUGCCAUUCACUGUGAUCAUGGCUGAUCAUACACAAUCAGUAUCCCGUUCCUACCCUCUCCCCAUAUCCCUUGACCCCACUAUCUAUAAGAGUUCUAUCUAACUCUCUCUUGAAUGCAUCCAGAGACUUGGCCUCCACUGCCUUCUGGGGCAGAGCAUUCCGCAUAUCCACCACUCUCUGGGUGAAAAAGUUUUUCCGCAUCUCUGUUCUAAAUGGCCUACCUCUUAUUCUUAAACUGUGGCCUCUAGUUCUGGACUCACCCAUCAGCGGGAACAUGCUUCCUGCCUCCAGUGUGACCAAUCCCUUAAUAAUCUUAUAUGUUUCAAUCAGAUCCCCUCUCAUCCUUCUAAAUUCCAGUGUAUACAAGCCCAGUCGCUCCAAUCUUUCAACAUAUGAUAGUCCCGCCAUUCCGGGAAUUAACCUUGUGAACCUAUGCUGCAUUCUCUCAAUAGCAAGAAUGUCCUUCCUCAAAUUUGGAGACCAAAACUGAACACAAUACUCCAGGUGGGGUCUCACCAGGGCCCUGUACAGCUGCAGAAGGACCUCUUUACUCCUAUACUCAAUUCCUCUUGUUAUAAAAGCCAGCAUGCCGUUAGCUUUCUUCACUGCCUGCUGUACCUGCAUGCUUGCUUUCAUUGACUGAUGUACAAGAACACCAGUGUAUAGAUAUGAAAUGUUAUUGGAUGCAAAACUUUGUAUAAAACAGAGAUUAGGACAUACAAUGUUUAUCUCAGGUAAAUGUUAUAAACCGUUCUGAUCCCUUGUUGGAAGUUUUUUCAGAAUUUAGAGGAGUGAGUUCUAAUUGCAGACUGAAUACAGGACUAUAAUGACUCUUAGUUAAAUAACUCCUGCAAAUCCACCAUUGUUUCUUUUAUCUUAACAAUCUGCAACCUAAACUCUCAAGUUAUGUGCUGUCCUCCAACCCUGACCUCCUGAGCCUCUGAUUUUAAUAGUUCCACCACAAGCAGCAGGCAGCAAUGUCCUUUGCAGUCAACACUAUAAACACUGGCAUUUCCUCUCUAUUUUUCCAUUAUAUUUCUUUCUUCCUUCAAGAUAAUACUUGAAAUAUACCUCUUUCUCUUCUGCUUCUUUUUGUUUUGCUUAAUAGAAAAUGUUAUUGAUGAAAUUUUGAUAUUUUAUAUCAAUUACAAGAAUAGCUAUUACAUUCCCAUGAAAUAUAAUGAGGUUUUCAUUGCAUUCAAGAUGUGGAUAUAAAUAGUUUUACCAAAAUCUCUCUAUUUUAUCAUUUAGUCCCAGACAGGGUUAACAAACACUGGGAAUGUUAGGAUCCUAUUUUGAACAUUUUGAGUUUAUUGAACAUUUUUGAACAUUUUGUGUUAAUCAGAAGUAGCAGUAAGUCUGCUGAUUUCAGAACAGUAAGUUCAUACAGUAGAUAUAGCACAGGAUUACAGCUGCAGAAAUUUGAAUAAAGUUAAGUAUAAAAAAAAUGGUGAUUGGUGAAAUACAUGAGCAUUGAUCAAUAGUGUUUACUCAGUUUUGACUACAUGCACCAAAGAUUCAAACGUUCAUUUUAUUAUCAAAGUUUAUAUGCAGAAUUCAACUCAGAUCUGUCUUCUCCAGAUACCCAUAAAAUACAUAAGUACAUAGUAGUUGAAAAAAAGACAUCAAUCCCCCCCAUACAAAAAGAAAAAACAAAAAUUUGUAAACCCCAGACCCUUCCAACCCCUCCCUCGCACAGAAGUUGACAGAUCUCCCACAUGGAGAGACAACAAGAACAUCAAACCCCCAACCCCAGCCCACCAGUUGUCAACCAGAAAGAAUGGGCGAGGACAUGUAAAGAAAAUACAGAACUGAAAGAGGCCAAUACGAACUACAGUCCAAUACAUAAAUCUCCAAACUUCAACAUCGGGAACCAGCAGCCCCUACAAGGGAAGCAACACUGUCCCUAAGAAUUAAACUUUGUUUUUGUUGCAAAAGGGGAAUGUUUUGUGUAAUAGCACACAGAUAUUAUGUUGUACUUUGAUAUCUCAGAAAGUGAUUGCAUUUUUUACUCAAACCAAUCGAAACCUUUUGUUUCAAACAUCUGUGUAGAAAAUGAUUCCCUGGGCCCUAUUCUCUUGCAUAAUAAAUGCUAUAAUGAUUUAAUAUCAUUCUAAAGUGUUCUUAGCUAAUUUUGUUUUACAAUUUGGUUGUAUCACUGGAGUUUCUUUUUAUAAAUAAUUUAAACAUUUACUGCUUUUCUUAAUGAUUGAAACAAUGUACCAUAAUGAAGAUCAAUAGCGCUCGUUAAUUGAUAUGGAAUUUUUCAUAUGCUGUUAACUUUUCUUUAACAUAUCAUGCAUUUGAACUGAAUGUAUGUUAACUAGCACAUAAUGGCAAAUUCACAUUCCUUGUUAACAAUUGGUCAAUGAUUUAUGCAAUGCCAAGACAUCUAGAAUAUUAGAAAACACUGCAUUAGGCUGUCAAUAUAUUUUCUGAUGAAGCCAUUCCUUUCUUUAUAUAUUGUAACAUGAUAAAAGCAACCAUCGUCACAUCUAUACAAGAACAUGUGAAAUAGGAGUAGGAAAUAAAGAUUAAGAUGAAAGAUUAGCUUUACUUGUCACAAAGAUUGUGCUGGGAACAGCCCACAAGUGUUACCACGCUUCUGGUGCCAAUGUAGCAUGCCCACAACUUCUUAAUCAUAUAUGCAUGGAACGUGGGAUGAAGCCAGGACACGCAGAGGAAACCCACAUGGUCACGGGGAGAACUUACAGACAGUGGUGGGGAUCGAACCCAGAUUGAUAAUCACCGGUGCUGUAAAAUGAUUGCACUAACCAACUUGACUGCCAUGUCAGUCAUCUGGCCCGUUUAGCCUGCUCUGCAUUUCAAUAAGAUCAUGGCUGAUCUGGCCAUAGUCUCAGCUCCACCUCAUAACCCUUAAUUUUCCCAGCUAUGCAAGCAUCUAUCUUGCUGUGUCUUAAUAUAUUUCUUGUUGCAGCCUCUACUGCUUCCCUGGGCAUAGAAUCCACAGAAAAGCAGUUGUUCCUCAUCUACGUCUUGAAUCUAUACACCCUCCACCCCAGAUCUUGAGGCUAUGUCCUCUAGUUCUUGUCUUACUUACUAGUAGAACCAACUUUCCUGACUCUAUCUCACCUAACCCUUUCAUAAUUUUAUAUAGUCCCAGGCAACUCAAUUUUUGCUCAUACAUACAUUAACCCCUUCCCAUCUCUGGAAUCAAUCUGGUGUACAUCCUCUGCACCAUCUCCAAAACUUCUAUGCUUUUGCUCAAAUAAGGAGACCAAAAGUGCAUGGAGUACUUGAGGUACGUUUGCAGUAUAACCUCACAGCUCUUAAAUUCAAUCUCUCUAGCAAUGAAGUCCAACAUUCCAUUUGCCUUCUUGAUAAUCUGUUGUACCUGCCAACCAACCUGUUGCGAUUCAUCUAUAAGCACCCUCAAGUUCCUCUGCACAAUAGCCUGCUGCAAUCUUUUAUCGCUUAAAUAGUAAUCUGAUCUAUUUUUCCUUCUGAAGUGGCUGACCUCAUAGUUACCUGUACUCCAUCUGCCAGACAUUUGCCCUGUCACUUAAUCUAUCUAUAUGUCUCUGCAAACUCUCCACAUCCUCUGUAAAAUUUGAUUUGAUACUCAAUUUAGUGUGAUCAGUGAACUUAGAUACGGUCCCUCUUUCAAAUCAUUAAUGUAUACCGUGACCUGAACAGUUUUGGGCCUAGCAUUGACACCUGCGGCACUCUGCUCACCACUGACUGCCAGCCAGUUAGAAUUAAAUUGUACAACGUGCGUCAGGAUUGUUAAAGGUAUUUACAGUACUUCAGUUUAAGCUGGAAGUAUAUUUCUGCUUUCGCAAGGAUUUAAAAGAUGCAUGGAAAUUUUCUAUUAUCUCACCACAAUAAUACAUAUUAACAACUCCCCUUCACACAAUUUAUAAUGUUUCAGGUUUAUGAAGUUAGCAUAUUAAAUGUUGAUUGGAGGUCAUGUGUUUCAGGGAUUAAUUUGAAAAUCAAUUAUCUUACAUCCAAAGAUGAGCCACCUGAUAUUGUGUGAGGGCAAUUUUUCAGCCAUAUUCCAGUGACACUUGAAAAAUGAGUUAUGCUUCUCACCCAUUUAAAUAAGGGUCUAAGUUCCCAUUUAACACAACAUUUGAAAAAUGUAAUAUUAUAGAAAAGAGACAAUGUUAGGGUACCUCUAUCAUCUAUAAUUUUAGUAGACACCAAAAACAGAAUGAUUAAAUAAAGAUAUUAUUGUAACAUUCAUAUCACCACACACAAUCAUAUCACAAGUUCCCAGGAAUCUCUUUAUACUCCUUACUGGAUUAUGAUACCACCAUUGUUACCAGUAACUGGCUAUUGAAUCAAAGAUCACUGCUCUCAUUUUAUUAAUAAUCCCUGCAUUGGCUCCAACCUCAAAGAACCCCAAAGUUAUAACCCUCACUGCCACUUCCAUUCCAUGAUCUAUUACUAGACUGAUUAUUUCAACCUGUUCUUCCCCCACGGAAAUUAUGUCCCAUAGAAGGUUCCAUUCUUUGAAGUAACUGGUGCAUCAACGUGUUCUUUUUGUUCUCUUCACUUUCCCUUUUCAGUAAUUUACAAUAAACUCAUCUUCUUGGUUUUUUUUUAGUUUUCAUGAUCUGUUUUUGACAUUAAUGCUGUCUGACCUAUUGAACAUUUCUGUUUUUGCUUGGCUGCAGAUAUUUCCACCAAGGUAAACAAUCUUUUAUGCAGUUUCCUCAAAUAGGCAAGAUACUUGCAGGAUCCAACAAGUGGUAAUAAAUCACCAAAUUACCCAAGGACCUGGGCAAUUUUAGUCUAAAGCAACAGAGACAAAAUGCUGCAGGAACUUAGCAUGUCAGGCAGCAUCUAUGGAAAUGAAUAA